AUGCUUAGGAUUCGGUACGAAAAAAAGCGCGAAAAGGCCCGGGCUAAUAAAGCCCGGGUUUUAAUAACUUUGGAACUAACAAAGACCGAAAAUUUUGCAUUGCUUGCGUGGGCUAAUUGGAAGCAAUUAAUUGCUAUUAAAAAGCGCGCGGUACAAAAUAAAUUAAUAUUAAAAAAAUGCUUUUGGCUUGGUUUUAAAGCAAUCCGAAUUAUUAAAAUAUCGUUACAAUUGUUAAAACUUGCUUGGCCGCCGGCGCAACAAUCUUUCCGUUUAUUAUUAUGGCCGGAAUUUAUAUUAACGAAAAACACUUUUUUAACGGGCUUUACAAUAUGCGCCGGCGUGCUUUUAAAAUUAGCAUUAUUAAAUUAA
This is a messenger RNA of Gaeumannomyces tritici R3-111a-1, 369 nucleotides long. RefSeq lists its product as hypothetical. Lineage: Eukaryota; Fungi; Ascomycota; Sordariomycetes; Magnaporthales; Magnaporthaceae. The record is from RefSeq and is a predicted model, not a curated record. The transcript has 6 exons. Bases 1 to 369 code for a protein of 122 amino acids.